AUGCGGGAAAGGAGAAGGGUCGGUACCUUGGCGCAGAAGCAAAAAAAUGGCGUUGGAUUGGAGCAGCACCACGCCAUUUUUGCUUUUUGCGGCAUAGAAAUAGUUUCCAAGUCUACAGGCAUGUAUCUAUCUCAAAGAAAAUACAUUCAGGAUUUGCUAAACAAAAAUGGUAUGUCUCAAUGCAAAUCUGUUACUAGUCCUUUACUGUCAAAACUGCCUAUUAUCUCUGAAAAAUCCAAACUUUUCGAAAAACCCACUGAUUACAAACAAUUGGUCGGUUCUUUACAGUAUAUUACUAUUACUCGAUCGGAUAUUAUGUUUGCAGUUAAUUACUUAUGUCAGAAAAUGCACAAGCCAUAUCAGGUUCAUCACCAGCUUCUCAAACGAGUAUUUCGGUAUCUCAAAGGCACGGCAGAAUUUUCACUGCCCAUUCGUCCAUCUACAUUUAACCUGCAAGCAUUCGCCAACUCCGAUUGGGCUGCCAAUCCCAAUGAUCGACGUUCCAUCUCUGGAUUUUGUGAAUUUUUGGGCGAUAAUCUCCUUUCUUGGUCCGUUAAGAAGCAACCUAUGGUUGCUCGCUCCUCGACGGAAGCCGAGUAUCGAGCUCUUGCAUCUACAGCAAGUGACAUCAUGUGGCUACGAAGACUGCUCUCAGAUUUUCAAAUUCCAUGGAAGACGGCAACACCUCUAUAUUGUGACAAUGUUUCAGCUUUGGAUCUUGCAAAUAACCCAGUCUUUCAUACCCGAACAAAGCACAUUGAGGUGGACUACCAUUUUAUUCGGGACUGCAUCAAGAAUGGGCAUAUCACUGUCCAUCACAUUGCGUCUAUUCUAGACUGUGUUGGUAUAACUGUCACCUACGAAUGGUCUGUGCCUGACUGCGAGAUUGAUGUGGGGGCCUCCAUUCCUGAGUCAAUUUUGUUGUUUAUCCUGCUAUGUUUGGUUUUGCUAGAUUUUGCUGUUGUAUACCCUGGUUUUUGA
Molecule: messenger RNA, 981 nt
Organism: Dendrobium catenatum
Lineage: Eukaryota; Viridiplantae; Streptophyta; Magnoliopsida; Asparagales; Orchidaceae
Exons: 3
Coding region: 1-981 (326 amino acids)
Source: RefSeq, a predicted model, not a curated record